Messenger RNA from Osmerus eperlanus (European smelt), 3331 nucleotides. Its product is annotated as complement component C6-like. Gene Ontology annotation, molecular function: protein binding. Lineage: Eukaryota; Metazoa; Chordata; Actinopteri; Osmeriformes; Osmeridae. Gene Ontology annotation, biological process: complement activation. Gene Ontology annotation, cellular component: membrane attack complex. The transcript has 18 exons. The record is from RefSeq and is a predicted model, not a curated record. The coding region runs from base 196 to 3072 and encodes 958 amino acids.
CACACACACACACACACACUGAAGCACAAUCUCUACGAGAACAGAAUCUAGCUGCAGAGGAACUUAGCACUCUGAGACCUUCUACCCCCACCUCCCCAGCUCUCUCUCUCCUCUUGUUCUUCCUUGACAGGAGGCGACUGGAGCUGACUGUCAUCUUUGUCCAGAGGUUAACUGCCACACUGUCUGCUUCUGCUCAUGGACACCCGGAGGAGCUUGCUGGUCCUGGUCUCUAUCCUGGUCUGCCUCCCUGCCGUCACUCCCAGCUUUGGUUGUUUGUGUGGACGAUUCGACUGGAGCCCCUGGUCACCAUGCACUAAGACCUGUAACUAUGGGACUCAGCAGCGUGAAAGAGCCAAACUGUAUCAGAGGAAACCAACAGAAAGUGAGAAUCUUUGGAUGCAUAAUUUAUAUCUUUGGUUUUGGUGCCACCGAGACUGUUACACCGUGGAGACAAGAUCAUGUAACGAGCAGAUGUGUCCCAUCAACUGUAAACUCGGAGAUUACGGGGGCUGGUCUGAGUGCUCCCCAUGCGCUAAACAAAAGUUUAAGAAACGGUCACUAGACACGCCAGCUCAGUUUGGAGGUGAAGACUGCGGUGACAACACUCCCUCAACAAGAAACUGCAACCCGUCAACAAAGUGCCGGAUAGAGCCCAUCGACUGUAAAGACAAGUUCAAGUGUACAAAUGGGCGCUGCAUUAGCUCUGUAUUACAGUGCAACACCCAGAACGACUGUGGGGACAGGUCAGACGAGGCUGACUGUGAUGAUCCAGUCACUCCAGUGUGUCGCAAGUCAGACUUACAACCGGCCUAUGGAGCUAAUCGUUUAGCAAACGGGUUUAACUUCCUGACGGGGGAGUCCAAGGCGGCGGUCCUGGAUAACAUGUUCAUGGGGAGUGAAUGCGUACUCAACCACACGGUUGGAACCGGCAACAGGGUCUUCUUCCGUGUCCCAGCCAACUUUAAGUCCUAUGAUCUCAAGGUGUCUGUACCUGAAGACUUUAAAAAGGAGCCCCAGCCAGUUGCCAGUCAGGUGGUCGACAUGGCAGAGUUCAUGAAGGAGUCAGUGGGUAAAACUGACUCCAGGGACGGCAACUUUAUGAUGUUCCCCAUCUUGUUCGUCGCAAGCAGUAAAAGCCGAUCUUCUAGGACGACAUCCUAUAAAGAAGCGAUUAGGUCCUCCAAAAAAACGGACUCCCAGCUAAUUCGUAUUCACCAGGUGUUGCCGAUCUCCAGGUUCGAGAUGAAGGACAAAGACCUGUUCCUCUCUCAGCCUUUCCUGGAGUUCCUGCAUCAGCUGCCUAUAGAUUAUAACUACGCCCUGUAUAGCGAGCUCUUCCAGCUCUAUGGCACUCACUACUACACUGCUGGUACCCUGGGAGGCCACUACGACUUGCUCUACAUGUACAACAGGGAGGAGAUCAAGCAGUCUGGUGAAUCGACAGAACAUGUUGCAGGAUGUCUGAAUGAAGAGUCCUACCUGAACGUCCUUAUUUUCUACUCAGAAAAAACGAACGUUCAAACAUGCUCAAACAAUCUCGUCAACGAAAAAUAUUCAGGUUCCUACAUUCGGGCGUCGGAGAAGUCGUUCUCCACGGUGCGUGGAGGCCGGUCAGAAGAGGCCGGGGCGCUGGCCUGGGAGAGAAAAGGAACUGCCGCUACGAGCGACACCUACAGCAACUGGGUGGGGUCCGUCAUAGACAACCCUGCUUUAGUCGACUACGAGCUGUCGCCCAUCAUCGACCUGGUCCGUGGCAUCCCCUGUGCCGUCACCAAGAGGAGGCAUCUACGCAGAGCUCUCCUGGAGUACCAGAGGGACUUUGACUCCUGCAUGUGUUCCCCCUGCCCCAACAACGCCCUGGCAGUCCUCCAGGGCACCGCUUGCAGCUGCGUCUGCAAAACGGGAACCUACGGGCCCAACUGUGAGACGCAGGCACCCGACUACAAACCAGUUGGAGUGGAUGGUUCCUGGAGCUGCUGGGGGCCGUGGAGUCCCUGUUUGUCCUUCAACAAGCGUCACCGGACCAGGCGCUGCAACAACCCUGCCCCCCUAGCCGGGGGGAAACCCUGCUCUGGAGACACCAAGCAGACAGAGGGGUGCUUCGUCUCCGUAUUCCCUGGAGAAGAUGUCUGCAUCAACGACGAAGACUUUAAUGAGGAAGGACAACAAGAAGGUUUGCCUCCAGGUGUGGAGGGCUGCGUUAGACCCAAGAGUCCUGACCGUAGCUUCCUCAGGAAAGAUAAGCGUUACUACCUGUAUGGCGAGGAGGAGGAGUUCCUCUGUUACAGGGGGUAUGAACUGGAGGGAUACCCUCUGAUUACCUGUCGCCCCGGCGGGGAAUGGACCCAACCCAAGGGAGAGUGCCUCAGAAAUCUGUGUGACCCUCCAGAGGUCUCGGAGGAGAUGACACUGUUCCCUCUCAAGGAAAUCUACAAAGAGGGCCAGGUUGUGGGCUUUAACUGCAAAAGCAGCGGUCUAAUUCCCUCAUUCUCAGGAGUGUCCACAUGUACGCUGAAUCGACCAGUGUUCACCUGGGACCCCCCCAUACCUUCGAAUAUUGUGUGCAAGGAUGAGAAUCCAUUUAUUCCCGAUUUUGAGUGUAAGAGGGGAGAGAAGAUGGAAGGAUCCAAAUGUGUGUGUGUGCCACGGGGAAGCUGCCUGCAAUACACACCAGAUCAUUGCGUUCUGAACACAGUGGUUGACAAGGCCUUGAUGUUAUCCGAGUGUGACCUCACCGCCGGCGUGUGUCAUGGCGACCCGCUCUUCUUGGUGAACGCCGGCCCGUGCCCCGACGAGGCGGGCCUGGCCUGGGCCCGGUUCAGAGCCAAUAUGUCCGCCAUCAGCGCCGUGAAGGAGGUCUGUGGAGUGGACACCUGCUACGAGUGGGAGAGCUGUGAAUCUAAGAAGUGUGUGUGUAAAGACUACAAGGAGUGUGGUAAAGACGAAGGCCGAAUGUUUUGUGUGAACCUGCUGAGGUUCAACCGCAAGAGGAGCAUGAAUCUGUGCGCCAUGGCUGCCACCAAGUGUGCCAAGACGGACAUGGAAGUAGUCAACGAGGGCCCGUGUGUGUAAAACAACACUAUGGUGAAGCUUGGGGAUAGAGCAUUGGACUGCAGAUCAAGAGGUCCCAGCUGCCAAUGACUCCCUGCUUCUGUUGGGUUAACACAUUACUCAGACAUUACAAAUAACCGUCUCCAAUCAAACGUGUUUAGAUAUCACAGGAACUGCUUAGAGUUUCUGUUGCAGAACAUGUCUAUUGUGUUUUGUAAUUUUAUUUGGUGUAUGUUUGACAGUGGCUUUCCUUUUUUUUAUGCAUGUAGCAAUAUGUGAU